This is a messenger RNA of Gossypium raimondii (Peruvian cotton), 1856 nucleotides long. RefSeq names its product GATA transcription factor 18. Gene Ontology annotation, biological process: flower development; regulation of DNA-templated transcription. The transcript is spliced from 2 exons. The record is from RefSeq and is a predicted model, not a curated record. Bases 661 to 1422 code for a protein of 253 amino acids. Gene Ontology annotation, molecular function: DNA-binding transcription factor activity; sequence-specific DNA binding; zinc ion binding. NCBI's taxonomy places the organism in Eukaryota, Viridiplantae, Streptophyta, Magnoliopsida, Malvales, Malvaceae.
CAUAAACACCAAUGCUUCUAAAACUUAUGUUUAUCUUGUAAGCACGCCCGAAGUCCAAUCGCAAAACAGUAUCCCUUUUAUGCUUGAUCCGUCACCAAGACGACAUCAUCUAUCGAUUCAUUUUUUUCUUAUUAAAUAAUUUUUUUAAGAUCUUUCCGUUUUGGAAUAAUUCCCCUAAUAUAUUUCUUGGCAACGCAUGUACAUGUCUCCAUUUGCAUCUCACGACAAUGUGGACUGCAGAUGCUGACUGGUAUUUUGCCAUUUUAUUAGCUUAUAAAGCUACCAGACAACAACUCUUCUCAGUCCCCUCCACUCCCGUACUAUUCACCUCUCUCAGUUUAAUUAUUACUCAAACACUAUAUUAUUGCACUACUUCCCUCUCAGUUUUACUGUUUGGCUAACUCGAUCGUACACCCUUGCCAUUAUCCUUUACCUAUAAACUCACCAUCCCAUCUCUUUUUCAAUUGCAUUCAUGCAUGUCUUCUCUUCAAUCUUAAAUCCCCUUUUGUUUUUCCUGUUUUCUCUCUUUUGGCAAUUGUUGGUUGAUAUAAUCAACAUUUUGAGCCAACCCCAAUCGAUCUUUUUGAUAUCCCAUAGUGCUAAAACUGAGGUGAUGAAAGAGUGACGUAAAAUCAUAGAGAGCAAAUUUUUUUUUUAGAAAUGAUGCGCAAGUGCAGUAGUUCUCAGGGAGACAUGGUCUUGGGUCCUUGUUCAUGUGGUCUGUUUCAUGGCGAAAACAACUCAUUCUCUAUGCUAUUUUCCAUGCCAAACCACAAAUCAUUUGAUGAAACAGACAUGUACCGUUUCACGUCCUCUUCAUCAUCUUCUGUUGACUGCACUCUCUCGUUGGGAACUCCAUCCACACGCCUUUGUGUAAACGACAGUGACAAGAGUUUGCGCCAUGGCCGCAGCUCGGGUAAUUCUUGCGUGUCUAACUUUUGCUUGGACUUGUUACAGAACAAGAACAUGCCAUAUCCACUGCAAAGCGCAAAAGAUAGCCGGGGAAGCAAUGGAAAUAGCAGUAGUAACAGCUCAGGGAAAGGCAAUGAUCCUCUCUUAGCUCGCCGAUGUGCUAACUGUGACACCACUUCUACACCGCUUUGGAGGAAUGGUCCAAGAGGCCCAAAGUUGCAGUCACUUUGCAAUGCCUGUGGAAUUCGAUUCAGAAAAGAAGAAAGAAGAGCAACAAAUGCAAUCAAGUCAUCAGGUGCAACAGGUUCAAUGCUGGAGCAGUUACAACAUCUUGGCUAUCAUCACCACCAGAACAAGAACAAUUCACGGGUUCAUCACUCGCAAAACCAGAAAAAGCCAUGUUUCUCACCUGUCAAUGGAUUCAGGGUCAUUGAAGAUACUGAUCGAGAUUCUGCUACUGGCAUUCCCUUCCUUUCUUGGAGACUCAAUGUCCAUGACCUUACAAGAUAAGAAGAAAAUAAAAUGAAAAAAAAGGAAGAAGAAGAAGAAAGAGAAAAGAAACCCCACCCCCUCAUUGACGGUCAAGAUCAUGCAGCAAUGACUGAAACGUUUCACGAUGACGAUGCUGUGGAUGCUUAAAUGGUAGUAGUUUCGUACCUUGAUUUUUCAUUUGCAAGUGUUUCACUUUCACUUUAGGAGAUUAUUUCAGCACUGUUUUUUUUCACUGAUUUCCCUGAUGUAAUGUAAUGUAAUAUAGAAGUACGUGUUACCUUAUAAAUGCCAAAAACAAACAAACAAACUUACUCAAUGCACAAAUUGCCCCCGAAGUACACAGAUUUUCUCAAAUUAGUACAUAAAGAAAUUUACACAACAGUUCAAGACUUAAAAAGUUUAAGAAGAUAUAGAUUCGAAUAUAAUAAUUAAAAGUAAUGAGAGAGACGUGG